Molecule: messenger RNA, 456 nt
Organism: Morchella importuna
Lineage: Eukaryota; Fungi; Ascomycota; Pezizomycetes; Pezizales; Morchellaceae
Exons: 3
Coding region: 1-456 (151 amino acids)
Cellular component (GO): fungal-type cell wall
Molecular function (GO): structural constituent of cell wall
Source: RefSeq, a predicted model, not a curated record
AUGCAUCCCUCCACCAUCCUCGCUUUCUUCUUUGCCGCCGCUGUCACGGCUUCUCCUCUCAUCAACCGCCAGACAGUCGCCUCAGGCAACGAUGGCUCCGGGGACCAGAGAGUCGGCAAUUCCGGUCAGAACAGUGGUAGCGCUGCUGCCAACAAAGGAAAGAUCUCUGGCGACUACACCGUCGAGCAGGGCGUCCAGACCUGCGGAAACGCCCAGCUUAACUGCUGCAACAAGGUCGAGAAGAUGGGUGAUACUAAAAAUGCCGGUGUCUUGGGUAGUGUCUUUGGUAGCGGUGAUGUCGGCGUGCAGUGCACCCCUAUCAACGUGCCUCUUGCGAUCGCUCUCCAGGUUCCUAUCAACAAGGCUUGCGACGCAAAGGCCGCUUGUUGCCAGGGAGACAACACUCAGAACGGUGUUGUCAAUGUUGGAUGUGUUGCCCUUACUUCUCUCAUUUAG